CCCACCCUUCUUCCCUUCCCUCAUCAUACAAACACAACACACAACAACACAACAACCACAACAACAGCCCACCAUACAGACCGACCAACCCCACAAACAACAAGACACCACGCGCAGCCAACGCUUCUUUCAGACCAUCCCACAGCGCAUCUGCGUGGUUCGCUGUGCACUUGAUAAGCUAACUUCCUGAACUUUGCUUUCUGACCUUCUGGAUCGACUCAAACGCUUCGUGCCUGUGCUACGAGGCUGUUGAUCCGCUGCUCCGACAAACUCUUGACCUUCCCUCCACUCGCAUAUAUUUUUGAAUUGAGGAGGUUGUUUGACGUGCCAUUGACAACCGGCACAGAAGAAAGGCAACGCACGUUCUCUGCACGGAACUUCAUUCUGACAAUACAUACAACUACAGCGUGACACGUUGCUGCUCCACAGGCGCGGCUCCCCCACCAUGAGCGCCCGCGCCGUGGCGGCACUGCCAUGGCUGCCAUGCGCACUAGCAACGGUGGUUAUGAUCCUUGCUUCCCUCAACGUCCUCGUCGCAGGUCAAUCGAGCUUCACGUUGAGACAGCUGAGCUCCGACUUGCCACGUGAGGGCGACCUGCUUGAGUUUGAGGUGGCCUUUUCCGGGCCGCCUCCCGUGGAUGUCGAGAUUCGCAUCGCAGGGACCAACACCACGCAGGUGGCUGAUGCGGAGCUGUUCAUUAACAGCACCAACUGGAACACGACAUCGCACCGCUUCCUUGCGGGUCCAUCCGCCAACAACUUCAUUCAGGUCUCGCCCUACAGCAUCCCGCUCGUCCUGCAGGUCACCACGCCAUCCUUCGUCUCCGACAUGGUCGUGGACAUGGUCGCCCUCGAUAACAAUACAGCGGACGUGUUGCGUGAGCUGGAUUCAAGUCGGCCAUAUCCGCAAGGGGCAGUGCCCGAGGGCACAUAUGUGGAGUAUCUCUUGACCCUGGCCAGCAUCCCAACACACCCUGUCGUCGUGGACUUGGUGGUGGACGCGGGCCUGGUGUCGCUCACGCCACAGCGGGUUGCCUUUGAGCCCACCACGUGGAAUGUGCCGCAGGUUGUGCGCGUCGCGGUCCCCGACAACGACGUGUAUGCGGCGGCUGCCGUGAGCACAGACACUGUGGAGUUCCACGUGUCGAGCAACGACACCAACUUUGACGCCUCCGACCAGCAAAAUCUCAACAUCACCGUUGCCGACGACGAAGCAGGCCCGUCCAUCAGCUUUGCGUCGCUGCGAUGGGAGGCGGUGCCGUACCCGCACGGAUUUGUGGUCCGCUUCGAUGUGGACAUUGCGGCUGCUGGCCACGACGCCCGCACGCCACGCACGCUCCACUUUGGCGACGGCAACUCGGCCCAACUCCCCUCGGACCCCAUCUACCUCACAGACGCCUUCAACCAGACCAUUGUGCGCUACACGAUGUAUCACACAUACGCACGCGGUGUCGACCGCUCCCAGCGCGCGUGGGUCGAGGUGUGCUGCGUGGCAAAAUUCGUGUCCACCACCAUCGACGCGCCUCUCACGCUGCAGGCAGAUGUGCAGCUGAACCUGCUGCAAAACACGUCCAGUCCCUUUGUGCCAGCUGUCACCGCUUGGCAGUACCACGCACGCCCGCUCGCCAUCAACGCCACCACACAUGUGGCAGACGACACGUACGUGCCGGUCACCCACGUGCGUGGUUGGGCCUCACCUUAUGCCGCGCCGCUCCGCUACGCCAUCGCCAACAGCGCUGUUGGCGGCACCGUGCACGGCGUGCCGGCGUGGAUCACCAUUGACCCAUACAUGGGCGUUGUCAUUGUCGAUCCCGCAGCCGCCUACCCGGGCCAGUUCCUCGUCCCCGUGCGCGUGUCAAACGUGCUAACGGACGCUUCCUCAACCUACACAUUUGUGUUGGACGUGCCAGCGUCUGCCACCACCAUCGCCACCGAUUCCGCAGCAGCAACAGCAGCAGCAGCACUCGCCACUACAUCCCCGCUCGACGCGGCAGCAUGGCUCUCGCGCAUGGACCAGGGCUACACGGAUGACGUGGACGCUGCCGUUGCGGAUCUCGUGUCCGCCAUUGGUACAGGCGCGCACGAGGACUUUGCACGUGGCGACUCGCCACUGCGCUGUGUCACAGAUGUGCAGGACUUUGUGUCGGCCUGUGUGGUGCAGACGGCGUUUGGCGGCAGCGCCACUGUUGAGGCCAUGGCCACCGCCCUCGGCAACGCCACCACAUACACGCUGCACACCCCUGGUGCAGUCGCACCGUUGCUUGCAAGCACGGCCGGCGCCGACGGCACAUACCUCCCCGCGCUUCCCUCCAUUGCGGAUUCCGCGCAGGCCUCAGCCACACCGCCGGGCGCCCCUGCCCUGUAUGCGCUGGCGUGGGUGGUUGGCGUUCAGGACGGCGCCAACGAGACGCUUGCCCUCAUUCCCGAGGACACGCACGUGGCCGUUGGCUCGGGCCAGGAUGUGCUGGCUGACGUCGCGGCGCUCGGCAGCGACGGCAUUGACGUGCAGCACCUCACGCACACCAGCCUGCUCGUCACCCUCGAUGCGCAUGCCAUUGGCACGGGCGCUGGCGACCUUCGCGCUGCGGCCGAGUCUCUUGUCGGCACGCUCACGUUGCGGCUGCAGUACACACACGCAGGCCUCAAGCCACGCGCAGGCACUCGCAACAUCAUGGUGGCUGUUGGCGACAGCACGGGGCUGGUAACCGUGCAUGCAGGCAGUGUCGAGCCCGCGCCCACACCGGUUGCACCCGUGCUGGACCUGGACCCCACCGACCCGGCAAGUAGCGACUUUGCCACGGUGUACUACGAUCAGCAGCACAGCACGAACAUCUCCCUCACGGCGCAGCCAGACGGCAUGGUUCUGCAGCAGCCGCGCGCCCCCAUCGCCCGCGCCACUGUUGCCAUCCACCCGGCCAUGGACGCGCCAUACGAGAUGCUGUCCGCGCCAUACGAAGCGCCGACAGCAUCGUGGCCACCAGCCGUGUUCUCCUCCAGUGAGAGCCUGCACUUUGCACAGCAGGGGCUGUCCACCAUCACCGUCCCGCAUUCAUCCGCAGCAGCGGCGCGCCCCGUAACCGACGUCGUCAUCGCUGUGCACGUGUUGCAUGGGCAGGUGGGCGACCUCACGCUUGCCCUGCACCGCCACGGCCGCCCCUACGUGCUUGCAGAGUACGUGGGUGGGCCGUCGUGCGACGCAGCCAAUCUCCUCGCCACCACCUUCACCACAGACAGCGACAUCCCCCUCUCCGGCCGUGCUGACGGCGCCGGCGCGUGUGUGCCUGGUGCGCAGGGCGUGUUUCGCCCCGCCCAGUCGCUCGCUGCGCUGCUUGGCGAGUAUGCAGAUGGGGAGUGGACGCUGUCUAUUACAGAUGCCGGCGUGGGUGCAGGCAGUGACACCACGCGGGGCCUUCUCCUCUCCUGGUCCAUUGCAUUCUACACCGACCUCAGCAGCCCCGCCACCGCUGGCGCCACCAGCAGCAGCAACAGCCAUGGUGCCGUGGGUGCCCUGCCUACUGGCGCUGCUGUGCCGUUUGCUUCGCCCGUAUAUCGCUCCUCAACACCUGUGCCGCGCCUUGGCGCACUCGCAGCACCACGCACGCUGCCCUGGCACGAGGCAUACAGCAACAGCAACAGCAGCAGUGACAGCAUCACUGCGCGUGACACCAUCACCAUUGAUGAUGUGCAAGGCCGUGUGCGUAGUGUCGUGGUGGAGGCGCACCUUGCAUAUCCGCCCACUUUUGUCGGCAGCAACGCCACAGUGACCCUGUCGCUGCAGCACGGGGACGACAACGUCACCCUCAUGCAGUACAACAGACAGGAGGCCAUUGCCGCGUUGCUUGCAGGCAAUGCGGCUGCACCCUCUGAACGCUGCGUGCCUGAAGGGUUCUUCGCGUUUGCGGACGAUGCUUCUUUGUACGGCGACGCAGCGGCGUCCUCCUUUGCCAUGGCCGACCUGUGUGCCGCGGUCGCCGGCGUGGACGCGCCCCCACUUCGCCUCGGUGCACCAGCCGAGGCCCUGGCUGCGUUUGCCGGGUCGCGCGUGACGGGCGAGUGGACGCUUGUGCUGGAGGCGGACGGCAGCCCCGUGGCUGUGGGCGGCUGGGCGGUGCGCUUUUCGCUCGAGCCCAACGUCGACACGGCCUUCAACGCCACCACGGGCGUGCUUGAGCUGUGGGGUGUGGACUCGCCAGACAACUACCGCGCUGUGCUGGACAGCAUCGUGUACUCGAACGAUGCCCCCACCACGGAGCCGGAGCCCCUUCGCAACAUCACGUUCACCGUGGUGGACGAUCUUGGCACGGAGGCGACCGCGAGCGCGCUCGUUGCCAUCCACCACCUCCUCAGCAUCGAAUUGCUCCCAAUUGACGAGGAUGAUACGACAUCGCAGGGCAAGCUCAACCGCGUGUCAACCAUGCUUGCCCUCACCACCCCGCCCAACGCAGACGCCAACGACAACUGGCCGGAGCGCGCAGGGUACGGCGUUGUCAUCACCAUGGUGGACAACAGCAACGGCGACUGGCAGUACUCCCUGGACGGCGGCCACACCUUCCUCAGCAUCGGCAACGUGUCGCGCACGGACGGCCUGCUGCUGCCCGGCAGCGACGUCGGCGACGGCGUGGUUGACGUUGGCCUCGCAGAGCCCUGGAACACCACCAUUCUCGCUGCUGGUAGCGACCACGCGUAUGAAGGCCUGGUGCGGUUCGUACCAAGCAAGGACUUCCACGGCACGGCAAGGAUUGGCUUUUCGAUGUGGAACACAGACGCACUGGCACUGCCUGCAGGCACGCGGACGGAUACGAGCAAGCACCCGGUCAGCCUGCACAACGCAUCGGCCAUUGCCACGCUGGAGGUGCUGCCGGUGAACGAUCAGCCAAUUCUCACUGCGAACGGCGUCCUCGAAACCAUUGUUGAAGAUGACGUGGACAACACGGGCACGCUGGUUGCAGACGUUGUUGCUGGCAUCUUCUUUGACAUGGACACGCUUUCGCCUGUUGCCGACACUUUCUCUGAUGAGAUGGGUCUCGCCAUCACGGGCGUGGACCGCAGAAACGGCGACUGGCUCUGGUCCUGCGCCAACGAAGAGGCAUACUACGACGCCUUGCUUGCAAACACCGCCAACGGCACCGCCAACAGCACCGUGUCGACGACAGCGGCGUUCCUGAACGGCACGGCGCUCUCCGCAACGUUUGUUCCCUUCAUUGGUGGCAUUCUGCCCAACAACGACACGUGGCCACCAAACCCGACGCCCGCCAUGGCCACCGUGCUUGGGCCCGGUUGCCGCAUCAAGUUCAGCCCCAGCGAGGACUUCAACACGCAGCUGACAACCGCGGGCGAGCCCUGGUCCGAUGCGUCCGCCAUUCGCCCCUGGAUCCGCGCCCUGCCAUGGGACAUGACAGACGAUAUCGCGUCUGGCACGUUUAGCGUGGACACGCGGGCAGGCCGCACGGAUGUCACGUCCCCGUUUGGCAGCACGCCCCGCUUCUUGUACAUCAACGUGACGGAGGUGAACGACGCACCGCAGCUGCGCAUGGGCGGGCCUGGCGACAAUUAUUCAACCGUCUAUGUUGAAGGCCACGGCCCCAUCAGCAUUGCUGGACCGGCAUUUGUGGUGGCGGACCCAGACAACGCCGCACUGGCAAGCGCCACGCUGCAGCUGUCUGGCGUCGCAGAUACGCUGGAGUACGAGCAUAUUGUGUUCAACACGACGCAGCUGGACAUUGCUGGUGAGGGCAACUACACCCUCACGUACGACGCAACCGCUGUUGUGAACGGCUCGGAGCUGCACGCUGCUCCCACGUCUGCGUCCAUCCCCGUGCUGCUGCAUCUGGACGAUGCCGUGAGCGGUGCGCGCCUCACCGUGGAGGCUGCACCCCUCAACACCACAGCACACGACAGCUCCAGCAAUGGCACCGCGGCCAGCAACACAACCGUGCCGUCCACGAUGACCACUGGCAUGGUGGUGCGCGUGUGGUGCGCGAGUGACGUGGCAACAGGCACAAAGUGCCCACUGUCUCUUUUCCGCGAUGUCCUGCUUGCUGCGCAGUACGUGGACACGUUGGCUGAGCCAACAAACGGCACCCGAACCAUCGAGGUGUCUGUGAGCGACGGCCUGGCAACCACGCGUGCCAUGACCACGGUCAUCGUCGUGCACACGCUUGAGAACGCGCCUGUGCUUGGUCUUGACGCGGCGCUUGGCACCACGACGUUUACAGAGCAGGGCGGCGCCGUCUCCCCGCUGGCAGCGCUCACACUCUUUGAUGAGGAUCACAACGAGUUCUAUGGCAUUGCAGCAGCAGAGGUUGGCCUGACGUCCUGGCAGGCUGGCCACGACACGCUUGCCGUGUCAUCCAACGCGACGCAGCACACGCACGUGGCCGUCGCCUUCAACGCCACCACGGGUGUGCUGACGCUGACGGGCACUGCGAGCGUCGCUGCGUACCAGGCACUGUUGCAGGCGGUUCAGUUUGCCAACGACGAGGACGAGCCGCGUGGGUUUGAGCGCAGCAUUGCGGUGCAGGUGACGGACACCGCCGGCCUCGUCAGCAACGUCGUUGUCGCCCGGUUGCCCAUCCAGCUUGUCAACGACCACGCCCCUGUCAUUGUCAUGUCGGAGCCAGUGUACACUGUCGUGGAGGGCACUGAUCACGUCCUCGCGCUCGGCGGCGACAUUUCCCUGUCAGAUGCAGACGUGCCUGCAAGCACGGCAGACAGGUAUCCGCCCAUCAGCCAGCACUUCCUGGCCAGCGCCACAUUGACGCUGACACCCCUCGGCCAAGGGUCUGCGUAUGCUGCCAGCUUUGCGAGCGCUUUCCCCGACGGCCGCCUCGUUGUCAACGCAUCCCGCGCUGCGGCGUUUGCCACACCAUACGCCAACGACAACACCAGCAACGACACCGAGGUCAGCGUCAUUACCACGACGCACAGCGCGGGCGCAUACAAUGACACGGUGGUGGUGAAUGCUGGCGGUGUUGCUGGUGCAAACCUCAGCGUGCGUGCGUAUGCAGAUGGCUCACUGUCAUUGGUUGGCCCAGCACCCAUUGAAGUGUUCGCUGGCGUGCUCGCUUCCCUGCAGUACGAGACGUGGGUGGAGGAGUUUGACAGCGCUGAGUUGAACGUGUCGCUGAGCGUGAGCGAUGGCCUAUUUGUCUCCACAGCUUCCACGCUACUUGUGCUGGAGCCAGUGAACGACGUGCCUGUGUUCUCGGGCGACGCGGCUGUCACACCAGCCCCGGUCUUUGUUGAAGGCAGCGCUACCCCAAUGCGUGUAUUCAACAACGCUUUUAGGGUUACCGACAACGACAACGCAACCCUUCCGCUCGCCACCAUCACGCUUGCUCCCAUCGACACCACACUUGCACCCACCAGCAGCAGCAGCGGCAGCAGCAGUGAUGCGGAUGUGGAAGUGCUCGUGGUGCCUGCGGAUGUGUGGGCGGCCAUCGCAAAUGUCAGCAUGCAAGGCAACUACAGCAACACCAACGGUAGUACCACUUUAACGUCGUCCAACAGCACCACCAAUGGCACCUCAACAUCCCUCAACAGCACGAGCACAACGAACAACACCACAAACACAGGCCUGCCUGUGCUCCGCGGUAACGGCACGGCUGUGCUUGAGGUUGCCAACAUUGGACCGGCGGCGCUGACGCAGCUGCUGCACAGCAUCGGAUACAAGCACCUCGACGCCAACCCAGGCAACCCAACGCCUGGCAUUCGCACCAUCACGCUAGUGGUGACGGACGGACAGGCAACGACCAGCAUUGGCAUCAAUGCCUCGUUGGAGGUUGUGGCUGUUGAUCCUGUGAACGACGCGCCCUUCUUCAUCACAGUUGGCAGUGUGAGGGACGUGGUGUUUGUUGAAGAAGCAGUACAGCCCGUGCCCGUGUUCACGGCGAACCGCAGUGUGAUGGACGUGGACUCGGCAGACAUGCACCGCUUCACGGCGGCCCUGACAGAUGCAGAACAGGAGAGCGAGUUUGUGGUGCUGGGUGAUGUGGCGACGACGUGGCAGCGCUAUCUUCUCGAGUCGUGCGCGCGCCUGUGUCCAUCCACAGAUGCCGCUGCCUGGUAUGCCAGCACGGGCCAGAACGUUCUGAGCACACCCACAGCCGCUGCAAGCACCACAAGCGCCUCGGGCAGUGGUGUGCUGCCGUUUUCAACUGACACAACCACCGCAACCACCAGCACAAGCAGCAGCACAGCCAGCACCGCCACCUUUGAUGUGAACGGCACAAGCACAGCCACCAGCACGCAGUCAACAACCUCGGCUGCGACCACAAGCAGCAGCGGCAGUGGCAGCGGUCUUCUAGGCUUCAGCACAACCUCCAUGUCAUCAACCACCUCGUCAACAUUUGGUGGCGACGCGAGCGCUGCCUGCCAGCAGCUCUGCGUUGCUGUCAACGCCACCUGGUUCGACUUCCCCAUCCCCAGCGAAGCCUCUUCGACUGUGGCCAAUCGGAAGGACAACGACUGCGGUGUCGUGCACGGCGAUGUGGUGACGUUUUCCUUUGUGGACUGGAUGGUGGGUGACCGUGACGCGGACGCCCUGCUUGCCAAUGCCACGCAAUACGCAACGGACACGCUCGCAGCUGUUCUGCCAGAGAUGCAGCCAGCGCACCUGCACAUCCCAUGCGACACGCUGUGCGCCGAUGCAGCUGUGGCAGACAGCAGCCUGUGCUACUACCGGUGCAGCCUGUACCGUGAGCUUGGCAAGCAGGUUGACGUGCUGGCCAACACAACAACGGAGCAGACGGUGGACGCGCUGUCCACCAUUGCGUACUGGAACGUGGAGGACGAGAUGCAGGGCUCCAGCAGACAGGUGGACAUGCAAGUGGCUGACGACAACAGCAUGUGGAGUAGCGUGCUUACCGUGCCCGUCACCCUCGUCCCUGUGAACGACGCACCGCGCCUGUACGUUGACGGCAACCGCAACAGCACCACGAAUAUCACACGGGCCAUCACGUACACGGAGCGGGAACUUGGCACGCCCUUGUUUGCAAGCGGCGCAGGUGUUGUGCUGUUGGAGGACGAUGACGACCAGCUCAUCUCGGAGAUUGCUGUGGAGCUGACCAACGCACCUGCCAACAGCAGGGAGGGUCUUUUCCUCAACGUGGACGCGCUUGCACCCGCAUUUGUAGUUGAGUUCCAACUCUCAGCAGGUCCAACUGGCCCAACUACGAGUACGUCCAGCAGCACAACAAGUAGCAGUACUACCUCGACAAGCAGUAGCAGUACUUUCAAUGGCACGCACUCCACGUCGACAAGCAGUAGCACCACCAUGAAUGGCACGCUUUCGACCACAAGCAGCAGCAGCAGCACUUUCAAUGGCACGCACUCCACGUCGACAAGCAGCAGUACCACGGAUGCCCCAACCACAGCCACAACGAGUACACCCAUGACAAUGUCCAGCGCAACCAUUGUCAUUCGCGACAACAGGACUGGCGCCGUGGCCAUUGUCGUGGAGUCGUGGUCGCCCGUCACCGUGUACCCGGCGCUGACAGAUUACGAGCGCGUGCAGGCGGAGCGAGGGGAGCUACACCCGGUGAUUACUGCCGCCAUCCCACUCGGCCACGCCUUGCACAUGACGGUGAACAACGCCACGCUUGCGACUGCGCAGACCAUCUUGCAGGCCAUCUCCUACACGAACGUGGAGCAGUUGCUGGUGCAGCCGCAGGUGGAACGAAUCGUGCGCGUGCAUGUGCGCGACAGCUAUGCAGCAGCAAGCAGCAACGUCACCGUGCGUGCAUCGCUGAUCUCUGUGAACAACGCGCCACUGCUCAACGCCACACGCCUCGUUGCGACGCAGGAGGAGGCUGAGGACGGUCCAGGCGUCACCUUUGACGUGCUACCGGCCUAUGUGGACGCGGAGAGCAAGCCGUGGUUUGCACCGGAGCAGCGCAUGCCCGGGUACGUCGAGGUGAUGCAGUUGCCCGUGCACGGCAACCUGACCUUGGAAGCAGACAGCACGGUGCUGCGGUACGUGCCGGCGGCGGAGGACUAUGGUGUGCGCCCGUUUGUGGUGCGCGCGUGCGACCCGCUCGGCCUGUGCUCGGAAAACGUGACGCUGACGGUGGUGGUGCAGUCGAUUAACGACGCGCCCGCCCAGCGCAGCGACGUGCUGCGGUACGACGUGGUGGAGGACACGGUGACGGAUAUCCCGCUUGACCUGUUUUACAUUGACGUGGAGGAGUAUCACCUGGAGCCGUUCCACGCGGACAUUGACGGUGCAGGGGCCAUGCAGGUCACGCUGCUGCCGGACGCUGUGCAGCAGGCGGUGAAGCCCAUCGACGAGCAGGGCAUUCUCUCGCUCUACCUCAACACGACGACGCGCGUGCUGCGGCUCACCCCCGUCAAGAACUACGCCGGCCCGGCCAAUGUUGCCUUCACCGUGUGCGACACGGAGGGGCUGUGCACGAACAUGACGCUGCACGUGAACGUGACGGCGGUCAACGACGUGCCGGCCGUUGCCGCGCUGCUUCAGACGCGCGUGCGGGAGGACACGCUUACCGUGCUGCCGUUCACGUCGUACGAUGUGGAGGACUCUGCCUGCCCGCGCGAUCCAAUCAACACGCGCUACUGCCAGCUGCUGCAGGUACGGAUUACAGCCCAGCCCUCGCACGGCAUGGCGCGGCUGCUGCUGAGCAACGACACGUCGCUGCCGCUGGAGUUGCGAUACAGCAUCGAGUACAACCCGGACGAGCACUACUUUGGCGUUGACUCGCUCACCAUUUCGUCGUGCGACAGCGAUGGUGGCUGCUCAACGUCGGUUGUCACCAUCACGGUGACGGCCGUUGACGACCCGAUCAUGCUCACCAUCGAGCACGUGAACGUGAACGAGGACGAGGUGCUGACCCUCAACCUUCUCGGGUAUGUGCAGGAUGUGGACAAUGUGGUCACCGCGGGUGGCAUCAACAUGACCCGCGCGCCGCUGUACGGCACAACGACCUACGACGACCAGACGGGCGUGUUUGUGUACGCACCGCUCCAGCACUACUUUGGCGAGGACAGCGUGACGUUUCUCUUGUGCAACGAGGCAGGCGACUGCGGCUCGGCCACCCUCAACAUCACCGUGGUCAGCGUCAACGACGUGCCGGUCGUGCUCAACACGGACGUGGAGGUGUGGGAGGACAACACCAUCGUGGUGGACCUGCUUGCGCUCACCAGCGACGUUGCCAACGAGAUGGCAGGUGUGCUUCCCGACACCAUCACCAUCACCACGGCUCCGGCGUACGGGUCUGUCGCAUACAACGCCAGCGCCACCCGCGUUCAGGAGAGCCGAGCAAGCACUGGUGCGACGGGUGCUGCGGCCGCCACAGCCCUGGCUGUGGAGGGCCCAUAUGGCACAGCCACGUACACGCCAAACCAGGACUACUUUGGCGAGGACCGCUUUGGGUUCACGGCGUGCGACGGCUCCGGUGCGUGCCGCAGUGGGUUUGUCUUCAUCACCGUGCUUGCGGUGAACGACCGGCCACGUGUUGCGACGGGACAGCCGGACCCGCGCACCGGCGCUCCCACGGCAACAGCCAUCCUGCCCUUCACCGCCGAAGAGGACACGCUGAAUUUGCUGGCCGUGUACGCGCUGCACGACGAUGUGGACUUUUCCGAGGACCACGUGCGGCCAUCGCCGGAUGACCUGGCUGCGUUUGCCAGUGGCGAGCGGCCAGACCUGUUCCUGACCGUCUAUGACCCUCCGCUCCACGGUGAGGUGACCAUGUACUCGUUCUUCGGCCUGGCAGGGUACCGCCCCAACACGGACUACGUUGGGCCGGACGCGUUUUCCUACCGCGUGUGCGACCCGUGCUCCACCACACGCAACGCUGAGUUUGGGCGCAUUGCUCCCAGCACGGACCCGGCGUGCGUGCGGCAGCGCGUGGAGUACGGUGCCAGUGCUGUUGCUGGCGGGGAUGACGAUCUGGAGCUUGGGUGCACGAUUGUGAACGUCACUGUGCAGGUGCGCAACGUGAACGACCGCCCCAACGCAGCAAACCUGGCGACGGUGGUGGAGCCAACGGGAACGGCCGUGUUUGCGCCGCUCGACAGCACGCGGGACAUUGACGAUGUGCAGUUUGCGCACGUGCACGCGCUGGUGGAGGCGACGGCUGGCAACGCCACGCUGCAGGUGCUGGAGGACGAUUACAACCUGGUGACCGACGACGACAUUGACGUUGCAUCGGUGCAGGUGGUGGCACAGCCAAGCAGCGGCGCCCGGGCCGAGGUGGUGUAUACGCACGAUGCAGUGACCAACACAAGCGUGCCGACCAUCGUGUACACGCCGCCCAACCACCCGUCACUGGCCGCCGCCAACAACAGCGACACGCUGUUCUUCGGCGCGGACGACUUUACAUACUCCGUGUGCGACGUGCAGGGCGAGUGCGACCUGGCCACCAUCACGGUGCACGUGGCAUCGCCCACGCCGCAGAUCACGUCUGUGCGCGCCCUGGGCGCGUGCGUCAACGGUGCGGACCUGAUUGCCGGCAUGUCACCCUCUGCACUGCGUCUGCGUGAGUCGCUCACGUGCGACCCUGACGGCGUGUUCACGGACGCCGGCUAUGGCGACGGCGACCGCUUCCUCGUACAGUUUGACAGCGCCACCAACAUGCCGCCAUAUGGGCGGGCCGGUGUUGGCCUCUUGGAAGAGGACGUGCUGCAGCUGUUUUCCUUCUCGCAGGCGCUCAAGCCCACCGCGGGCAGCGGCAGCGAUGCUGACGUCAGCAUCACUGGCGAAUGGGUCGACCCCACCCUGUUUGUCAUCACGGCGUCUGGCAGCAUGGGUGCGUAUGCGCCAGUGUUCUCAGCAACUGCGCUGAACAUCAGCGUGCCCGGCACGCGCGAUCGCCUGUGUGGGCAGUACGGCCACACCAGCGCAGCUCCCGGUAUCAUCACGGUGGAGGUGGACGACAUGGAAGGCAAGGAGGACGCGGAGCUCACGCCAGCCCCCAUCACCAGCGAUGACGGCUCCAUCGCGCUCAAGACAAACGUGGAACGCGACCCGUACUGCAUCCUCUCUGCGGACGAGCUGUCCUUCCACGCAGCGAGCACCGUUGUCGGCGUCUCGGGCGACUUUGGCCUCACCCUGCCUGGCGUCAUUGGCGUGGAGGUGACCAACCCGCCCCAGGUUGAGCCAGACUACCUUGGCCGCGGCACCGUGCUCUCCGUCGUGAUGCAGCCUGCAUUGCCCCUGGGUCUGCUGUACAAGCUCUGCUCCCGGGGCACGGCGGAUGUGUUUGACCUGAGCGUGCUUGCAAGCAGCGCGGAGGCAACCCUCGACUGUAGUGUUGUGCUGGGCAGCGAUGACUCUGAGGUCUCUGCCUCCAUGACUGAGCGCGAGUACGCGUGCCAAUUUGAGCCGCACACGCUCACCCGCGCCGAGCUGGCACAGUGCACCAACACCAACACCAACAACGAUAACAACAGGCGCCGUCGCACCGCCAACAGCGGCUUUGCUGUCGGCGGUGAUGAUGAUGGUGCUGAUCGUGAUAGCGGCCUGUUGUUGAGCGCACGGAAGCGCAGAGACGCCACGGCCACAACGACCGGAACGGCCACAACGACAACCACCAGCACCGCCGCCGCCACGACCAGCGUGACGGCCACGUCCAACAGACUGCGCCUGUACUUCACGUCUCUCAGCGGUCUGAAGCUGAAGCCGAGUGACGCCGGGUUUACGGAAGCCGUCGCUCGCAUGCUCAACACCGACACGCUGCGGGCUGCCGUGCUCGGUGACACGUUUGGCGUGAGCGCCAGUGCCCUGGACACGUACACGACAAGCAGGGAGGAUGCGCUGGUGGCGCUGUUUGAGCAGCUUGCGCUUGGGCUUCGCUACGUGGGCAACAACGUGGAGACGCCGAUGCUCACGUCCGUGCACGCGUACCGCCCAACCGCCGCCUUCCUCAAGGCCACCGGUGCUGAGAUGCUUGGCGAGCUGCAGCCUGGGUGCACGCUUGUGCUUGAGUUUGACCGCGACACCAACACGCCCUCAACAUCACCGGCGUCAUCCGUCGACCUCUAUCCGUACCUCAGCGACAAGGCGGCGGCGGCGGCGCGCGCACAGGACCUGGAGAACACGGUGCUGGCGCUGUCACAGCGCGACGUGGACCGCCUGCUGACCUUUGAGCCGAGUCUCGGCAGCUUCUCCAGCGACACGAACCGCACGGAGGACGCGUAUGUUGGGCGGUGGACGUCGUUGUCCACGCUUGAGAUUGUCAUCUUCUCCCCCAACACGGUGAGCCGUGCACUGAUUGCGUCACCGCAGGCGCUGACGAUUUCGUUCACGCCCACGUCGUCCGGCAACCCGUGCGUGGAGGACCCGUCCCCAUGCACCACCGACGCCGACAACGGCAACUGGGGCAUCUGCAACACGAUGGGCACAUCCUGCCGCGCGUACGAGGCAUUUGCCGGGCAGAACAUCACGGGGUCCUGGGCAACGGACGUCACACUUGGCGGGUCAACAUCCACGGCAGUGGAGUCGUCAUCGUACCUGUAUCUGCUGCUGCUCGCCGUGCCCGCCAUGGCUGUUGGCGCUGUCAUUGUGUACAGGCGCUCGCGUCGGCAGCGCGACAAGAAGCGCAUGGGCCGGCUGGUGAACAGGUGGCGGUCGAUGCUGGGCACGGACCUGGUGGACAACCCCGUGCUGAAGACAACGUCCACAGACUGGUCGCGGCCACCCGGCAUGACUGCCAUGCGUGCACACUCGGACCCGUUCCUCACGGAGGGUGAGGGUGGUGACCCGUUUGCAGGGGGACAGCAGAAGCAGCAGGAUGCGCAAGGCGUGCCCAUGGCAGGCACGGGGCUGUAUGACUCUGCGUUUGGGGACUCUGUGCCAAGGACAGAACCGUUUGCAGCGCAGCAGCGCAUUGAUGCCAUUCUUCGCAGUCCAACGCAGCCAAUGGGUGGUGCAGGCGCGCAGCAAGCACAACAGCAGCAGCAAGAUGUGCUCAACACCAGCACUGUGGCAACACUCGGCAAGGGCAGCCGCAUUGUUCUGCCGCCGCUGAGGAAGGGUGUGCAGCGUGUGCCAUCCCUGCGCACGCUGGAUGCAAGAGGUCAACAGCAGCAACAGCAGCAGCAGCCCAAUGGUGCUGGUGCCGGUGCAAGCGUGCGUGAUCUCCCACCACUCAAGCGCGCAACGCUCCGUGGCAGCCAGCGUCUGCCUGGCAUUCCCGUUGGCCCACCUAUGGAGCUGCCUCACAUGACACCAUCGCAACCACAGCAGGCACAGCAACAGCAGAAGGGCAAUGCUCGCCUGCCACCGCUGCGUGCUGGCCCGGCCUCGUUUGCUCGCAAGCCCACGCUGCCGUCGUUCCCACAGGGCCCAGCACCUGGACAGCGUGUGAUCCGGCCCGUUCGUCCACCGGGCAUGGGCAACGACAGCGCGAUGGGCGGAGGCGUUUCUGGACCAAACGCGUUUAAGCCGCGCUCCAACGCAGCGCUGCCGUCGAUGGACCGGCGUUUCACGGACCCAUUUGCAACUGCAGGCCCAGCAGCAGCAGCAGCAGCAGGCACCAACAUCAACGGCAGCGAUGUCACGACCACGGGCGCUGGUGGCGUCAAGGGCGGCGGUGGGGACGGCCAGCGCUCGACGUCUGGUUCCUCUGACCCGUUCCGCCGUCGACCAUCGGUGCAGCGGCCACAGGUUCCCGGCAGCAUCCGUCGCGCAUCCCAGGGCAGCGGUGUUGCCGCGCAGCCGCCCAUGCGCGUACCGUCGCUCAAGUCUGGUGCGCCGCCCCCCAUGCGCAUGCCGGAGAUGUCGGGUCCGCGCCGCGUGAGCCUGCAGGCACCCAACCCAUUGCGCAAGAUGUCACGCCCCUCGGCAGACAUGAGCCGCCCCGCAGCCGUACCAGGGAUGCGUGUUGGUCCGGGCGCUGGCGCCGACCUUCCGAAAUUGGCACGCCCAGGCGGCAUGCCACGCCCAACGCGGCCCGUGGGCGGAGCACUGCCGUCCAUGACGACACCAGGCGCAGCGAUGAUGAAACCUCGGAAGAACAGCAGCGACAGCGGCGAGGACAGCGGUGUGAGUGGCGCCGUCACGGGCGACACUGAGAGGAAGAGCAACAAGGCGAAGGUGCAGGAUGCGAUGAAGGAUGCGAGCAGCACGGAGGACAUGAGCUCGACCACAGAUGAUGGUGCGACAUCGACCAGUGGCGACAUGGACAACGGCUACGUUGUCGUAGAGGGUGCAGAGGGCGUUGAGACUGACGACGGUGCGCGGACACCGGAGGGCAGACUUGUGGUGGAGCUGAGCGACGUGGAAGGCAACGGCGGUGGUGGUGGUGGAACUUCAGACCGCGAAUCAAAGGCUUGACAUGGGUUUGGUGAGUGAGAGAGAGAGAGAGAGUGUGUGUGUGUGUGUUUUCGAGAAGAAGCGAGGGUCAUAGAGUGGGCAUAGAUUUGUGCUGACACAUGUGUUGGGGAAGGAGGGGCUGUUUGCGCACGUGAAGGGUGAUGAUGUUGAAGAUGGUGAGGGUGAAGGGGCGGCGAUGGUGCUUUGUGAGAAUGUGCAGGGACAUGAGAGUGAGGACAUAUGUGCGGUUUCAAGUGUGUCGUUGUUGCUGUGUUGUAGCGAGGGGACGGCAUUGUGUAUGUUUCUGACACGCAACUUGUUGGCAAGGGCAUUUGAGCAGAGGAGCAGAUGUCAUUGAUGGCACUACAAGUGUGGUUGCGAGGAUGGUUGCGAAGAUGGUUGCGAAGAUGGUUGCGAUGGGUGUGAUGGUGUGUUUCUUCUUCUUCUCGGUGGUGGUGGGUGGUGGUGGUGAGCGUGAGCUUGAUUCCACCUUUCAAUUGCAUUUGAUGACGAAUGAACGAUGUUGAAAAAUG
Molecule: messenger RNA, 16806 nt
Organism: Salpingoeca rosetta
Lineage: Eukaryota; Choanoflagellata; Craspedida; Salpingoecidae
Exons: 4
Coding region: 446-16294 (5282 amino acids)
Molecular function (GO): kinesin binding; amyloid-beta binding; calcium ion binding
Source: RefSeq, a predicted model, not a curated record